Messenger RNA from Chelonoidis abingdonii (Abingdon island giant tortoise), 1923 nucleotides. The record is from RefSeq and is a predicted model, not a curated record. Lineage: Eukaryota; Metazoa; Chordata; Testudines; Testudinidae.
CUGCUUAAUACAGAAUUUUUUUUUUAAAUGGGAGAGAAUGAAACAAGUUUACCUAAUACAUCCCUGCAAGAAAAGAAGAUGGCUUAUCGCAAAGUGAACGCAGACCAGAGAAUACAGGGGCACUCUCAAUACCUUGACAAUGAUGACCUCCAGGCCACCACAUUGGAACUAGAAUGGGACAUGGAAAAAGAGCUGGAAGAGCCUGGCUUUGACCAUUUCCAACUGGAUGGCACAGUUGAUCACCAUUCGGGAAAUUCACAAAAUACUAACAUUGAUCUUGAGCCUAUUCAGCCCUCAGCAUCCCCUAAAGGAAGAUUUCAGCGACUUCAGGAAGACCCGGACUAUGUGUCACAUUAUACAAGACCCACACCAAAGAGCAACCGCUGCAACUUUUGUCGGAUAUUUAAGCUAUUUUGCACUGUUUUGAUUUUAUUUAUUUUUGGAAUUUUAAUAGGAUAUUAUGCACAAAAAAAAUGUUCUCCUUCCCCCACUUCUUCAGAACCAAGUGACCCUCAUUUCUACCACGAGAUUCUCAAGGAAAUCAAAGCUGAAAAUAUUCAAAAGAUUUUCAGAGAUUUGAUACAGUUGCCUAGGAAAGAAGAAGAUACAGACAUUGCGAUGAAACUUCUGGUUCAAUGGACGUCUUGUGGCCUUGAAGAUGUUCAGCUAGUAAAUUACUCUGUCUUGCUUGACCUGCCAGGCUCUUCUUCAAAUACAGUAACUCUGAAAAAUAGUGGUGAAUGCUUUUAUCCUAGUGGACAGAAGUGUUACAGGGAGACCAAAAAGCUUCACAGCCAAGACCUUCUGUACUCAUACGCCGCUUACUCUGCCAAAGGAACUAUUGAGGCAGAAGUCAUUGAUGUGCAGUAUGGAACUGUAGAAGAUUUAGUCCUGAUUCAAGCCAUGACAAAUAUGACCAAUAAAAUCGCACUUCUGAAGCUAGGAAAAUCACCUUUACUCUAUAAGCUUUCUCUGUUAGAAGAGGCGGGGUUUGGAGGCGUCCUCCUUUAUGUUGAUCCUUGCGAUUUACCAAAGACUCAAAAUCUUAGUGGUAAAGCAUUCAUGGUUUCCCUAAACAGUGGAGGAGACCCAUCGACACCUGGUUAUCCCAGUAUUGAUGGAAACUACAGACAGAACCGAUCGAACCUUACAUCGCUGCUAGUGCAACCCAUAUCUGCUCUGCUAGUCAAAAGACUUGUUUCUUUACCUGAGAACAGAAGCAAAAGUGAUGAGUGUAUCCCUCUCAAACUGCCUGUGACAGAAAAGAGAAUAAUCAGUCUAAAUGUUCAGACAGUCCCAACAUACAAGACAAUUUCUAAUGUUAUUGGGUAUUUAAAAGGAUCUACGUUUCCCGAUAGAUAUGUCAUAGUUGGUAGCCACCACAACAGUGUAUAUGGUUACAGUGGACAAGAAUGGGCCAGUAGCACUGCUGUCAUCACAGCAUUUAUACAAGCCUUGAUGCUAAAAGUUAAGAGAGGCUGGAGGCCUGAUCGGACCAUUGUUUUCUGCUCAUGGGGAGGAACGUCAUUUGGCAACAUUGGCUCAUAUGAAUGGGCAGAGGAUCUCAAGAAAGUUCUCCAGAGGAACAUUGUGGCUUAUGUUAGCCUCCAUAACCCAGUAAGAGGCAACUCAAGUUUGCAUCCUGUAGCAUCGCCUUCUCUUCAGCAACUGGCAACAGAGAGACAGGGCCUCACCUGUCUGGGGAAAAUGAAGUGCCCAGGAUCCAAUGUGAGUUCUGUGCAGAUGCAGGGUGAUUCUGAUUAUUUCAUCAACCAUCUUGGGAUUCCCACUAUGCAGUUUUCUUACGAAGACAUCAAAACAUUGGAGAGUCCAAGCUUUCUCUUUGAAGCUCUCUUUCCUGCACAUAACACAGUAACUGAAGAGCUGGAUCCCUUGUUCAACCUGCAUGAGACCAUUGCUAAG